Didymodactylos carnosus is the source of this 1297-nucleotide messenger RNA. The record is from the annotation of a GenBank genome assembly. NCBI's taxonomy places the organism in Eukaryota, Metazoa, Rotifera, Eurotatoria, Philodinida, Philodinidae.
AUGUUGGAUAUUUUGAUCGAGAACGGUUCAUUUGAAUUACAUGAAUUAAGCGAAAACGUAUCGAAUAAAUUACCACAAAUUGGAAGAACAAUAGAUUACUCACAAAUUAGCGAAAUGGAUGGAAUUAACGAAGAAGAGGAGAGUGAUAUCGAGUUGACUGCUGAUGAACUGACAAUAUCUGAUGAAGAUGAAAAUGAAGAAUUGAAUGAUGAUGAUGAAAAAGAUAAUGACAACGAUGAUAAUCAGAAUCUGCCACUAACAACAGUUAGGAUAGCGUUCAGUGGAAUGAGAAUUCAUGAUGAAAUCAAUGCGGCUAAUAAACAAGCUUGUUUUUCGGUAAAAGUUAACAACAGCGUAAAAUAUAUGCACAAACAAACUGCAUGCUGGUAUUUGAUGGCUAGUAAAAACCGUUUAUCAUCUGACAGACUUCUACGAGUUCAGCAAAAGCAACGUUGAUUUAAAAUAACUAUUUUGAGAUGAAUUUUUAUCAAGUUUUACCAAGUUGACUUUUACACACUUAAACACAAUAAAUGCUUUUCUUCUGAUCUAAAAAUACUCACUAUAGAAAAUCGUGAUAAGCUGCAUAAAAAGGAAUAGUCAGCAGUACGUACCUACUUGAACAGGAAGUUCCUUCUAUGGCAUGAACGAUCCUGAGAUUUCUAGACUGAAGAAUCAGCGGGAUCCCUUUUAAAUUCGGUAGUUGCUUGUCUUUGCUGGUAUGGGAGGUAUGUAUACUACACCAAAUAAUCACAGAAAGUGAAAUUAUGAACUCAAAAAAUAUUUGUUUCGCCCUACUUAUCUAUUUAACGCUCCCUCCUCCCUCAGAAAUGGUGAUUUUCGGUCAAAACGUCGGUUUUCAGAUAAGCACAUGGGAAGAUAGCCUGCAGUGUCCACUUUCAGAAUCUGUUUUGCUACAAAAGUGGUUUUUCGCGGAUGUUCAGUAAGUUUUCUAGGGGCCUCGAAAAGCCGAGUGAACGUUUCUGUUAAAAAUAAGACCUCGCACAACUCUGUAUGACCUUGCAUCAAAACGUUACAAGCAUUUUCCUAGAAGUUCUAAAAUUAAGUAUUUCAUACAGCGUUUUCUCAAUAUAAGAGUUACACCUGAAGUAUUUCCCAAGAUUUUUUAUAGCAGUUUGUCAUAGAGAGUUUACUCUUUUUUUGUUUAAUAGAGGAAAAGUAAUUACAGUACUUGUCAAAAGUACCGCGGGGGGGGGGGGGGGGGGGGGGGGGCGGGGGGGGGGGGGGGGGGGGGGGGGGGGGGGGGGGGGGGGGGGGGGGGGGGGGGGGGGGGGGGGGG